UUAAUAUGUUAAUAAAUUCAUAGCAAUGGCGGCGAAAUGAUGGACGAGCGAAUUUUAAAAUUUAUUUCGUGUUUAAAGAUGUUUUUGAAAUAAUCACUGCUUAGUUUUGAAAACCAUGGGAGAAUUUGAGGUUCACUAUCGUGUUUCAGAGCUUCUAAAGUUACUUGGAGUUUCUGGGGGUGAUGGUCCGGAGGUGUACACUGAUGUCCUCACCAAGAAUAUGACACCUUAUGUUACCACCCAGGUUUCUGCUCACACAGCCAAGAAAAAGAUUACAGAGACAAGUCCAUAUCCCAGAGAAUUUAUACAAAAAUAUGACUUCAUCAAGUCAAAGAAUAUUCGUGAGCUGGAUCCGUUGGUCUUUUUACUCUCAAGAAUUUCUGAAGAUCCCAGUAUGGUAGAAUACCUGGAGCGAAAUGCCAAUGAACGUGGUCACAAGAGAUUUCAAACGAGCAAGCCAUCGUCAUCCAACAUGGACGAAACAUUACAGAAUCUCGAGAAGUAUUCUGGACAAAUGACUGCCAAGGAACUUGAUGAGUUCCGUACGCAAUUGGCGUCCAUCACUGGACCAUCCGCAUCUCCAGCUGCUGAAGCUACAUUGAGAAAUCUUCGGGAAAAACAAGCGAGGAAAGCCAUGGCUGGCCUUCCCAAUCUGCCUGAUUGGCUGUCGAGUCGACCAUAUCUCACGGGAGAUUUUGUAAAAUCCUUUGAAGUCCCUUCUCCUGCCGUACCUGUCCGUGUUCUUCCUCUGAAAAUGCAAGAAAUUGCCGUUAUUGAAGAUCUGCUAUUUCUCAUGACUGGUGUCGAAGGAAAAUAUAUUCACCUAAAGAGCCAAUCCAUCGAAGGAUUGGAGCCACCAGAGUUUAGCAUUGAUCCUACUUUAGAUACAUCCCUUCAAGAUUUAGUGCAACAAAUUCUACCUCUUUGCUCUCAUUACUCUCUGCUAUGUCGUUUUAUUGAAGAUAAAUCUGGGUUUUUGUCUGGACUUGUGAACCACGCUGUCAGUGCAGCCAUGAGAGUGAUAAUGAAGGAAUAUUUCAUCUUCGUCUCUCAACUGGAACACGAAUUUCAUCAGGGUCAACUGUCUUUACAGAAUCUCUGGUUUAAUAUUCAGCCAUGUUUGCGUCGCAUGGAAGUUCUCUCGUCCAUAGCGGAAGCUAUAGAAAAUGCGCAGUGUAAGGGUGGGUCAGUGUUGACGUUGUUACAUGAAAGAACCACAAACAUGACUGGAGACUCGACCUCACAAGAUCUAUGUCUCUACCUUACACAAGCGGCUUGUGUACCAUAUUUUGACAUGUUAGAACAGUGGAUGUACAAGGGAAUUGUCACGGAUCCAUAUCUCGAGUUUUUCGUGGCAGAGCAAGAAGCAUUUCAAAAAGAAAAAUUGACCGAAGAGUAUAAUGACGCUUAUUGGCGUCAACGUUACACGAUUGUUCAACAUAAAAUACCCGUAUUCUUGGAAACGGUCGCUCAGAAGAUUCUCAGUACGGGAAAAUAUCUUAACGUUAUACGUCAAUGCGGACGAGAUGUCCAGUGUCCAGAUGCUGAAGAAAUCAUUUACACUCUUCGAGAAAGAGAGUAUGUUGACAAAAUAGAGAAAGCAUACGACUACGCCAGUAAAACUUUACUGGACUUAUUAAUGGAAGAAAAAGAUCUUAUGGGUCGACUCAGAUCUAUUCGGUUAUAUUUUUUGAUGGGUCAAGGGGAUUUCUUUGUUCAAUUUAUGGAUCUUGCCGAAGAUGAAAUGAAGAAAAACAUGGAUGAUAUAUUUCCCAGUCGUUUGGAGACCUUACUUGAACUUUCUCUGAGGACAACCGCUGCCAAUGCUGACCCAUAUAAAGAUGACCUCAGAGUUGAACUCCUUCCCUAUGAUUUAAUCACGCAGUUGUUUCGCAUCCUGUCUGUUGCCAAUGACAGAGCUCUUCAAGCCUCCCUUUCCCAAGAUCCCACAGAAAUUCAAAUAUCAGGUUUAGAGGCAUUUUCCUUUGAUUAUGUUGUCAAAUGGCCGGUGUCUUUGAUCCUUAGUCGAAAGGCAUUGACCAAGUAUCAACUUCUGUUUCGUCAUUUGUUCUAUGCUAAGCAUGUUGAGAGGCAACUUUGUAGAGUUUGGUUGAACGACAAAUCGACGAAGCAUUACAGAUUUCGAGCGUCCCGUUGGUAUGUGGAGUGCUCUGCAUUGAGGACAAAGAUGCUUCAAUUCGUACAAAACUACGAGUAUUACAUGAUGUCCGAGGUUAUCGAACCCUACUGGCAUAUAUUGGAGGAGAAUUUGAAAAACGUGAACAACGUCGAUGAUGUCUUGACGUAUCAUAAUGAUUUUCUCGAUAAAUGUCUCAAAGAUUGCAUGUUGACUGCUCCUGAGUUGCUUAAGACCAUUAGUAAGCUUAUGAUGAUCUGCGUGACAUUCACCAACUGCGUUCAGAGAAUCACUCAGUCUGUGAUAACCAGCGACAAUCCGAGCGUCGAGAAGAUUGGAAAAAUUGAAAGACAGGAUUUGCUGUAUGACAGGCAGAAGAAGAAAGCGGCCAGCAAGAUUUUGUCGAAGGACCUGGACGAGGUGAUAAGCAGCGACGAUUACGAGAGGACGGUGACGAAUUUCGACAAAAACUUCUCCAAAUAUCUUCUCGGCUUGCUCGACAAGUUGAGCAACUUUUCGAAGACAGAUUUCCAGCAUCAAAUGUUGAAUAUCGUCACACGGCUCGACCAUAACGGUUUUUACGGAAGGCAGUUGGAGAAGAUGGCUGCCGCGAACGCAGAAACCGCUAGUCUUGCAAGCUCCGAUUCCAAUUCAAGCGUUGGCCAGUCUCCUAGCUGGACAUUGAAUGACAUCAGCUUGAACUUCAAUUACGAAAAACCCAGUCUGUUACCGCAGGGCAGACUAUUCGCCGAAGCCGGUAGAAGUAAAUUGACUCUACCUCCAUCACCGUCGGCAGGAAAGAAAGGAAGUAGCGGUGGAGAUGACGAACACUACAGUCUAUUCUAGAAGAAAUUGCUUCAUCGCGUUAUUCUUCUGAAUUUUCACUUUUGAAUGCUAAUCCUUUCACGAUUCCACAGGCAUUGUCUAUACACGACUGCAUUUGACAAAACUUAGUGACAUUCUCAAGCGGCAAACUUGAGGGCAGGGGGGGAGGAGAGGGGAUGGGAGAUUGUAGCGUAUAGAAAUGGGAUGAUAUUUUCUAUCAUCGAUGUAUGUACCUCCGUAUUUCCGAUUAUUUCAUUCCGUCAGGUGUUAAUUAA
Xenia sp. Carnegie-2017 is the source of this 3237-nucleotide messenger RNA. Its product is annotated as gamma-tubulin complex component 2-like. The record is from RefSeq and is a predicted model, not a curated record. Gene Ontology annotation, molecular function: gamma-tubulin binding; microtubule minus-end binding. NCBI's taxonomy places the organism in Eukaryota, Metazoa, Cnidaria, Anthozoa, Malacalcyonacea, Xeniidae. Bases 116 to 2983 code for a protein of 955 amino acids. Gene Ontology annotation, biological process: spindle assembly; cytoplasmic microtubule organization; mitotic cell cycle. The transcript has 33 exons. Gene Ontology annotation, cellular component: spindle pole; equatorial microtubule organizing center; centrosome.